Molecule: messenger RNA, 2823 nt
Organism: Helobdella robusta
Lineage: Eukaryota; Metazoa; Annelida; Clitellata; Rhynchobdellida; Glossiphoniidae
Exons: 16
Coding region: 1-2823 (940 amino acids)
Biological process (GO): deadenylation-independent decapping of nuclear-transcribed mRNA
Cellular component (GO): P-body
Source: RefSeq, a predicted model, not a curated record
AUGCAAGAUCUCCUAUCAGAUAGCUCCAACGGUGUCCUGCUUACUCCUACAAACUCUCCAUCUCCUCCCCUCAACCAGAAACAACAGUUCUUACAACAACAUCAACCAGUAACUACUGCAGCUCAACACAACAACGUGUUGACAUCGCCGAUGACAUCUUCGAUGACGUCAUCGUCGUCUGGUACGCAAGCACCAAUCCUGUUGAGACCCGAUGAAUUUCUGUCACCAAGAAUCACAGAAAACCACAACACAUCCUCCUUGCUAACAACGCCUUCUAAUGCCACGUUGUCAUACAACGACUUAACCAUAUCUUCCCACAGUGAUCGAGCUUCCAAUACUGUCAAUCAAGAUCUCGCUCCUGUCAAAGUUGUCAAACACAAUGGAGGCUUGUUAUCAGCUUCGUUGUUGCAAUCUUCGAUAUCCAGUUCUGUGGACUUUGAUCCCCAUCGUCCACGACAACCCAACGACAACAACGUUGAUGACGACGACGACGACGAUGAAGUUGGAGAAGAAGAGAGAGGCGAUGUUGAGGGGGCAGAUAGGGAUCGACCAGAUGGAGGUACCAGGGCACGAGUGGGUGCUAGCGGUGGUGCUGGUACCAGUGGAAGAACGUCUGGAAAUGGUGGUGAUAGGUUUUUCGAUCGUGGUGGUGACGGCGGCGGAGAUGGUAAUAGUAGCAGUGCCACAAGUUCUGCCAGUCAAGAAGUCACUGAAAUUUUGGAGGGAGCGGCUGGCGUGGGUGCCAUGGAAGGACUCUCCUCUAUCAAUCAAGAAAAAAGCAGCUCAGAUGAUGAGGAUGUUGAUGAUGGAGAUGUGGAGGAUGAUGAGGAUGAUGAUGAUGAUGAGACAUUCAUGCCCCAUUUGAAACUGAUGCAAAAAUCACAGCAACAACAACAGCAGAUGUCAUCUUCUCUCUACAUGGAACAGCAACAACAAAUAGCACAUCACUUGCCAAAUUUAAAUGUGAUGAAUAUCCCGCCAUUACCUCACCAUGCUGUUUCAUCUUCAAUCUCAUCAACAUCCAACCAACACCAUCAUCAGUACAUGAUGAGCACAUCCCUAUUUGAGCUGGCCCCGGUCACCUCGCACUCCCCGAUGUAUCACAGCGCCUACCAUCCCAGUCAUCCAUCGUGGAAUGCUGGCAAAGUUGCUGGAGAUGAGGCUGGAAAGAGUCUGGAAGAACUUCCUGUUGCUGCUGCUACCAAUACCAAUCUUGCUGAAAGGGAGAGGAAGAGUUUGGAUGGACUGCCAAUCAUAUCCAAAGCUUUACAUCUCGCUGAUUAUAGCGACGGAAUAAGGAUUCUAGCUAACCAGCAGUCAAGAUUGCCUGAAAUCCCACUGAAGAUAGGACCAACCACGUACGACAUUAUGGACCAGUUGAGAAGCCAGGAUCAGCAGAUCAAAUUCCUGAGUUCCCAGCUACAACUGCAGACGACCCAAUUUGACGGAUCCCUCAGGAGUCUCGGCCACCAGCUGGAUGAUGUUUCAAAGAAUGUUGAUUCCUUGUGUGUCGCGUUCAACAGAGAUGAUUAUGCACAAAAGGAGGCUUUAACUGAAUGCAAGCUUGAAGAAAUGUUCAGAGAAUUCAUGAUGAGAUAUGAAAGGUCCCAGGCUGAGCACCUUCAGCACACGACCAACACACUACAAGCUAACAUCGAUGUACAACUGGAAAAAAUUGUUUCAAACGAAAUAAAGAAAACAAUAUUGCCAAAAGUAGAGCAAAGUUUGGAUGUAAUAAAAGAAAAGAUCUCUCAUGAUGUGUCACAAAAACUUGCUUCUAUUGACAAUAAUAUAAAGAUCAACCUUACAAAGAUGCUCAAAUCAAAGCCUACCAUAGACAGCAUAGGACAGAGCAUCUCGAGUGAAUUGAGAGGCAACUUGAGGUCGAUAAAUCAGGACAUCGUUGUGCCUUCAUUAGAGAAAGGAUGCCAAAAUAUUAUUGAACAACUGAAUGCAUCAUUCAAAGCUGGAACUCAACAGUAUAUACAGAGUUUAGAAUCUCACUUGAAUCAGACACGCAAGACGUUGGAGAGUCACAAACAUCCCGCUGUCAUUCAACUGAAAUCAGCUUCUGAGACACUGACACAUUUUGAAACCAAGCAACAACAGAUUCAAACGCAGCUGAAUGCCACCAUCCAAUCAUUACAAAAUCAAAUUUCUCACCUUCAACAAGCUACGACAGCUGUCGUGGCAGCUGUUGGUGGUAAAAAUACACAUGAUGAAAUUAAACUUUUCUCUAAGUUGAACGAACUUCAAAACAUGUUAAUAACGGAAGUAAAGACGUUGUUAUCAGAAGAGCUGGUAAGUUUAUUGAAGUACCAGCAAGUCGCCAUCAAGGACCAAUUUGAUGCUGCACUCAGAUCAGUCACUCCUGCUCCGUCUAACUCCUCUCAUCAUUCUGACCACAUCUCAAACAAAAAUCAUAUUAUUGCCUGUAUAAAAGCUUCAAAGUUCAAUGAUGCUUUUCAAACUGCUCUGUCGGCCACAGAUCUUGCUCUUGUGGAGUUCACCUGCGAAAGUGUCGAGAUAUCUGUCGUGUUUGGCAACUCGAGCCUGCUUAGUCAGUCUGUCCUCCUAUCACUCAUUCAACAGUUAGGCGCAGACCUCAACACAAAACCCGAACUGAAGUACAGAUUCUUGGAUGAGGCCAUAGUAUUUUUAGAUCCGUAUGACCCGGUCACAAAAGAACACCUGGAUGUUGUCCUGAAACAGUUGCAGGUAAACUUGCUGGACUACAUUGAUAGAAAAGUUGACAGUGCAAUGGCAAGCAAAAUGAACAAAUUGCUACGAAGAACGAUGUUAGCGCUUAGGAGUGUCAGUUGA